Messenger RNA from Geodia barretti, 645 nucleotides. The record is from the annotation of a GenBank genome assembly. NCBI's taxonomy places the organism in Eukaryota, Metazoa, Porifera, Demospongiae, Tetractinellida, Geodiidae.
AUGCUCUGGGGAUUGAUCGGCAAGAAGACACAGAUACCGGAUGCAGCCAAGGCGCUGCCCGGGAGGCAGGAGAAGAUACAGGUGCCGGCGGCGCAUUUCGUGAACGGCCAUCCGCUGGCGCCGCCCUACCCCGAAGGCAUGGAGAAGGCGGUGUUCGGCCUGGGUUGCUUCUGGGGGGCGGAGCGCUGUUUCUGGCAGCUCGACGGCGUCUACACCACGGCGGUGGGCUACGCCGGGGGAAUGACGCCCAAUCCCACCUACGAGGAAGUGUGCACGGGCAUGACCGGGCACAACGAGGUGGUGCUGGUGGUGUUCGAUCCCAAGGCGGUGAGCUACGAUGAGCUCCUCAAGGUGUUCUGGGAGGCUCACGAUCCGACCCAGGGCAUGCGCCAGGGCAAUGACGUGGGCACGCAGUACCGCUCGGGGAUAUACACAUACGGCAACGGCCAGAACGAGGCCGCGGAAGCCUCGCGCGAACGCUAUCAGGCGGAGGUAUCAAAGGCGGGCUACAGCGGCAUCACCACCGAGGUCCUGGACGCCGGCGAAUUCUAUUUCGCGGAAGACUAUCACCAGCAGUAUCUCGCCAAGAAUCCCUGGGGAUACUGCGGGCUGGGCGGCGUCGGCGUGAGCUGCCCGGUGGGGUAG